Messenger RNA from Physella acuta, 1785 nucleotides. RefSeq names its product musculin-like. Lineage: Eukaryota; Metazoa; Mollusca; Gastropoda; Physidae. The record is from RefSeq and is a predicted model, not a curated record. Gene Ontology annotation, biological process: developmental process; regulation of transcription by RNA polymerase II. Gene Ontology annotation, molecular function: protein dimerization activity; DNA-binding transcription factor activity, RNA polymerase II-specific; RNA polymerase II transcription regulatory region sequence-specific DNA binding.
UCUUCCCAGGGUGGCCCAGCUGAUCCGGUUCAUUUUGUUGGUGUAUCUCGCAGUCGUCUCCCUUGUUGGUGUAUCUCGCAGUCGUCUCCCUUGUUGGAGUAUAUCGCAGUCGUCUUCCCCUGCUGUGAGGCUGGUUACUUUACAAGUUGAUGUUGAGAGGGUGAGGUGGCGCCCGCUGUGCUGGUGUAACGUCAGAGGUAACAUCGGAGGUAACAUCAGAGGUAACAUCAGAGGUAACAUCGGAGGUAACAUCAGCUAGCAUCAAAGAUUUUCUCAGACAUUUGUGAUUCCAGUCGGCUAAUAGAGAAAGACUGCCUUAUAUUGUUUGGAUAAUUUCUACAUCAUUUAGACGGAAUUCUUGAAACAUUUUUCACCGUUUUUAAAGUGGAUUUUUUGUUGUUGUGAUCAAGCAAUUAAUGAAGUAUUUAAUGUGACCUGACUAAAGAAGGCAGGCAAUCAGUUGAGGGGAAAGAAGAAUUAAGUGCUACGAGAAGAUGUAUAUAGUAAAGGCUGCCUGCAAUAUACUGACCAUCCUGAGAGUGUAAUGAGACAGCACUUAGAGUGUAAUGAGAGACUGACCACCCUGAGAGUGUAAUGAGAGACUGACCAUCCAGAGAGUGUAAUGAGAGACUGACCACCCUGAGAGUGUAAUGAGAGACUGACCAUCCAGAGAGUGUAAUGAUAGACUGACCACUCUGAGAGUGUAAUGAGAGACUGACCACCCUGAGAGUGUAAUGAGAGACUGACCAUCAAGAGAGUGUAAUGAUAGACUGACCAUCCAGAGAGUGUAAUGAGAGACUGACCAUCCAGAGAGUGUAAUGAUCGACUGACCACUCUGAGAGUGUAAUGAUAGACUGACCAUCCUGGGAGAGUAAUGAGACAGCCCUGAGAGUGUAAUGAUAGACUGACCAUCCUGAGAAUUUAAUGAUAGACUGACCAUCCUGAGAGUUUAAUGAUAGACUGACCACUUUGAGAGUGUAAUGCGACAGCACUGAGAGUGUAAUGAUAGACUGACCACCCUGAGAGUGUAAUGAUAGGCGGACCACUCUGAGAGUGUGACGAGAGACUGACCACACCGACUGACCAUGCCACGUAAGAGAAAAGAGGAGAUGGAGCGAGAGAACGACGGGAAGACCCACAAACCCCAGCAGAGGAACGCGGCUAAUGCACGUGAAAGGUCCCGGAUGAGAGUGUUAAGUAAGGCCUUCUCCAGGUUAAAGACGACCCUCCCCUGGGUGCCGCCAGACACCAAACUGUCGAAGCUGGACACCCUCCGGCUAGCCUCCAGCUACAUCGCCCACCUCAAGCAGAUCCUCGACCACGAGGAAGAUUUGAACUCGGCCGGCUUCAUCCACCCUUUGAACCUGACCUGGCCUUUCACGUUCAACGGUCGGACCUUCGGCAGCAGCCACCACAGCCCGCCCAUGGGGUCAGGCCCCACCCACAACCUCGGGGACAGCAGCAACAGCAGCAUGGGCAGUAACUCCCCCACCCCGGACCGCACCAUCCACCCGGGUCACGUGGUCGUGUCGCACUGACUUCCGGCGACAGCGAAAACGAAAGUUCACCUGCCGUGAUAGGCAAAGGACGAUAACUCACUCAGACUGUUGCUAUGGUGACAGGAGUGAUCGCGUGACGAAGCAUUAGUAGCGUCCUUGGUUACAUCUGAGUUGUCUUUCAUUUUGGCGUGUUGCUCUUUUAGGGUCAAGGACGUACUAUUUUAAGCUCACUAAAGGACAUUACUCUCAUGAUAUUAAAUAUGUUUGCCUAGUGUUUGCAUACCAA